AUGGCAUAUUAUCAACAACAAGUUAACAAUCCGCAGAAUAUGCAGUUUUAUCAGUCCAAUUAUUCAUAUCAACAAUCACAACCACAGCCCACAAUGGGUUCAAUGGAUACCGGUUUCAAUAAUGAUGUAAGUGGUCAAAUGGGAGGAGGCGAGUUAAAACCAGGAUUAUUAGCUGCAUUUGGUACACUGGGUUACCCUGGUGAACCACCUUUAUUAGAAGAAUUAGGUAUAAAUUUUCAACAUAUUAAAUCAAAAACAUUAGUUGUUUUAAAUCCAUUAAAUAAAGAUAUACCUAGUGAUAUUAUGAGUGAUUCAGAUUUAGCAGGUCCAAUAUUAUUUGUUUUAUUGUUUGGUACUUUAUUACUUCUAGCAGGUAAGAUACAAUUUGGUUAUAUAUAUGGAGUUGGAUUAUUCGGUAUAUUGAGUCUACAUUAUUUAUUUAAAUUCAUGAGUAAUGAAACUCAAAUUGAUUUGAUACGUUCAGCAUCAGUCAUUGGUUAUUGUUUAUUACCAUUGGUUUUAAUAAGUGUCGUUGGAGUUGUAUUAAAUUUAGAUAAUUUAAUUGGUUAUAUAUUAAGUGCAAUUGCAGUUUUAUGGUGUACUUAUUCAGCAAGUGGAUUUUUUGUAUCAGUUCUAAAAUUGCAUAAUGUAAGACCAUUAAUUGCUUAUCCUUUAUGUAUGUUUUAUACUGUAUUUGCUUUAAUGGCUAUAUUUGUUGAAAAGACAGAAAUUAAAUAG
Messenger RNA from Lodderomyces jiufengensis, 738 nucleotides. RefSeq names its product transporter (gene TIP1). The record is from RefSeq and is a predicted model, not a curated record. The coding region runs from base 1 to 738 and encodes 245 amino acids. Lineage: Eukaryota; Fungi; Ascomycota; Pichiomycetes; Serinales; Debaryomycetaceae. Gene Ontology annotation, biological process: endoplasmic reticulum to Golgi vesicle-mediated transport; vesicle fusion with Golgi apparatus. Gene Ontology annotation, cellular component: membrane; trans-Golgi network. The transcript has a single exon.